This is a messenger RNA of Malaya genurostris, 1579 nucleotides long. RefSeq names its product ornithine decarboxylase 1-like. Lineage: Eukaryota; Metazoa; Arthropoda; Insecta; Diptera; Culicidae. Gene Ontology annotation, cellular component: cytoplasm. The record is from RefSeq and is a predicted model, not a curated record. Gene Ontology annotation, molecular function: ornithine decarboxylase activity. The transcript has a single exon. The coding region runs from base 21 to 1304 and encodes 427 amino acids.
AUAGGCUGCAGAUUGCAGUGAUGCGUAAGAUUCGGUACAAUUUACUCGAACGCGGCGCGUCGGUGAGAGACGUAAUCGAUUCGGUUGUGGCACGUGGUCCACAUGAUGUUCCGGUACACAUUCUUAAUUUGGAUGACGUCGUGGAAAAGCAUCGAAACUGGCACCAUCAACUGUCACGCGUGGAACCUUUCUAUGCGGUAAAGUGUAAUGACGACCCAGCGAUACUGCGUACACUCAUCUCCCUUGGAGUAGGAUUCGAUUGUGCAUCUAAGCAGGAGAUUGAAAAAAUUCUUAAGCUAGGAGCAAGUCCCACAAAAAUCAUUUUUGCUCACACUGCUAAGUCAAUGGACUCUAUAGACUAUGCAAAGUCUUGCAGCAUUGAUCUUAUGACGUUCGAUGGAGAAUUUGAGCUGGAUAAGAUCAAACAAUUACAUGCCGAUGCAUUAUUAGUACUUCGUAUCCGCUAUGAUUCUUGCAAUGCACAGAUCUCACUAGGAAAGAAAUUUGGUUGUGAUCCAGAUCAAGAAGCUCCCCAGUUGCUAAAGUAUGCCAAAACUCUAGGAUUGGAAGUUGUUGGAGUAAGUUUCCACGUAGGUUCUGGUAGUGAAGAUCAUGAAUGUUUCCAAGGUGCUAUAAAAUGUGCACGUAGAUUAUUUGACUUUGCACACACGAUUGGUUAUCACUUCCAUCUGCUUGAUAUCGGUGGAGGCUUUCCUGGUGAUCACAAUAAACCAAUUGAUUCUUAUGCGAAGACAAUCAAUUUAGCUCUUCAACGUUUCUUUCCUUUAAAAUUGAAUGUUCGUAUUAUUGCCGAGCCAGGUCGGUACUAUGUUGCAUCUGCUGUCACAUUGAUUACAAAUGUGCAAUCGAAACGAAUUGUGCGCAACUCUCAGGGCGAUAUCACGGACAUCAUGUACUAUCUCAACGAUGGCCUUUUUGGAUCGUUCGAUUGGCUGAAUCCUCGUCAGCAUCCCCCAGAAAUCAUACCCGGCAAUCAUCAAAUUGUUCGAUCACAAACUGGACGGUUUUCCUCCACGCUUUGGGGCCCAACAUGUGACUCAACGGAUCUGAUCUGCUCCGGCAUGAUGCUAGAAGAACUGCGAAUAGGAGACUUCCUCGUGUUCGACAACAUGGGAGCUUAUGGUAUAACGUUGGCGACUAAUUUUAAUGGUUUCGCCAAACCUAAAGUGUUAACUUACAUUAGCCGGGCGGCAUGGGAAAAGCUCAAAUUGGAUAAACAUGGGAAAUCAUUAAAAAGAAGUGCUCCCGUAGUUGCCUCAAACAACUGGAACAGUGCUGACUAAAAUCUGCAUACAUAAUUAUUAUUAUUAAUGUCGUUAUACCCGGCAUUAACCUGAAUCAAUUAAUAAAAUUAAGUAUAUUUCUUUGACUGAUCGCAUUGCUAAAAAUUGUUGAACAAUGUGAUAUGUUAUUGAAAAGAUUAGUUAAAAAUGUUCUGUUUCAAUACACGUGUACGAAUUAUAACUAAUAAAUCAUUGAUAUUAUUUAAACUGUAUAUUAAGCAUUGGUACAUAUCUAUCCAAUCAUUCAUGCACACUUGUGCCAACGUAUUUUUUAA